Molecule: messenger RNA, 2466 nt
Organism: Ectocarpus siliculosus
Lineage: Eukaryota; Phaeophyceae; Ectocarpales; Ectocarpaceae
Source: the annotation of a GenBank genome assembly
AUGUCGGCGACGUUAUUCUCAAGAGAGGUUGUGUUCGAGGGGGUGUGCUGGCCUGAAGGACAUGGUGCUCCCUCGGCAGGCGGAAAGGAUGACGUCCUGAUCGGAGAGUCCUUAGUCCGGGGGAUGGACACCGCCUUUCGGGGCUACUUUCCUCCCCUCAAGUACAGGGCCUCAGACCAAACCAGGAAUCUCCGUGGCUUCGUCCGGAACCUCUUGUACGACGACGAGGGCCUGGCUAACUUUGCCGAUGGUGGAGAUGAGGAGAUGACAAGGCUAGGCGAAGCCCUGAGGGCUCUCGACACCUUCCGCACGGAAAGCUCGCACUACUCUUGGGAGGAGUUCCUAUCCGUGCUCGGGCGGGAAGUGGGCGGUAGGGGGGCAGGCGGGGCUGUCUACGCGAAAGGCCGUGGCUUCGUCGUGCCGGGGGAGGGUCAUGGAAAGUCUCUCGAGGAGCAGCGUGCGUCCUUCAUCGACCAGGCCAAGAGAGAGCUGGACGCGAUCGCCCACGCGGAGGGCGGCACACGAGAGGAUUUAUUGCGGAAGCUCCGAAAGGAGACGGCAUCGCCGACGGGAUCGAGGGGCACCGGCGAAGAAUCGGUGGCUGUGGAGAUGGACGUCGAUGCGGACGACGACCGGGGUAUGUCGGGGGCAAACGGCGGGGCCGACACCGCCGCGGGUGACGACGUUCUGCGUGCCAAGGAUGAGGCAAUCGCGGCCAUCGAGCAGCAGCUGGCGGCCUUGAAGAUGGCCAAGAGCGGCGCCUCCACCGGCGGCAGCGGCAGCAGCAGCGGCCUCGCGCGUCCGUCGUCCCAUGCGCAGCAGCAGCAGCAGCAUCAGGGGGGGUUCGGGAGUGCGGGGGGGGCGGUAGCUGCGCCUCCGGGCGCUUCCGCGGAGCUUCUUCAGCAGAAGAGUUUGAGGGGGCUCUCCGAAACGCAGGCGUCCGAAGAGUUGGAGAGGCGAAUGGCAGCCAAGGAAAGCCGGCAGCAGCAGGACCAGCAGGCCAAGGCCAUGAAAUCUUUCCUUCGAAAAGGUCCGCUGUCGCAGGAACAAGAGAGAGAGGUCGACAGGGCCUUCAACAGUGGGCCGGACCACGAGGUGCUGGUGAACGCCUUCAACGCCUCCCUCACCAGGAGGGACCUCAAGUGCUUGCGACCGUACACGUGGCUGAACGACGAGGUGGUGAACAUGUACAUGCAGCUGCUGUCGUGCAGGGACAAGGAGCUGUGCAAGGCGAACCCCUCUAGACGGCAAUCACACUUCUUCACUUCCUUCUUCCUGACCAAGCUCAAGGGCAUGGACUGCAAGUACAACUACACGGGCGUGAAGAGAUGGACACGAAGGGUCAAGGUGUUUGAGAUGGACAAGAUCUUCGUACCGGUCAAUGUGUCGAAUGCCCACUGGUGCAUGGCGGUCAUAUUCGUGCAGCAGAAGCGCAUCAACUACUACGACAGCAUGGGCGGAGGGGGCAAGUCCGUGCGGGAAGAUCUGCUGCUGUGGCUGGAGGACGAGGAUGAGGACAAGAACGGAGACAACGCUACGUUCGAGCCAGACGACUGGACAACCGUGGGGACCAAGGUGGCCUCGACCCCCCAGCAGGAGAACGGCAGCGACUGCGGAGCGUUCGCGGUGUCGUUCGCCUCCUACCUUAGCGACGACCUUCCCUUCGACUUCCGACAGGCGGACAUCUCGCAGAUGCGCAGGCGGAUGCUGUGGUCGCUCCUACACCAGCGCCUCGUUUAGGCGCGCUAGAGCGUUGCUGCUAUAUUUGCUGCUUUCUGCGGGUUCUGCCGACUGUGCUUGGCGAUGGCUGUGGUCGUCGUGCUUCGUGGUUUUUCGUUCAACUGUGAUGUCUUCACCAGCGCCUUGUUAGGCGCGUUGCUGUUGCUGCUGCUGCUGCUGCUGCUGCUGCUGCGGUGUUUGCUGCUUUCUGCGGGUUCUGGCGCCUGUUCUUGACGGUGGCUGUUGUGGUCGUUUCCCACGGUGUUCGUUACAUUGUCUCGUCUCUCAAUGGGGUUUCGGGUGCGCGUUGUUGCUUCGGCGAGCUGGUGGUUUCUUGUUUGGUGUUGCCCUUACCCUCACGACCGGUAUUUUUUCCCACUUUCACCAAGUUGUGGACAUAAUUAGAAUGUCGAUAACAAGCGCUUGAGCGAAUUAUGCAGCGCAUAUGCAUUGGGUCUCACUCGUCGUACCCUCAAUAGGGCCUUGAUACUUUCUGCGGAGUGUAACGGUGGCAUGGGAGACAACGGCGUUUGGUUCUUGGUUCUGCGAACCCUGGACACAAGGGAGUACGAGUAGAGGGUAGAAGUUGAGGCUGACUGCCAUUAACGUUGGCCAAUUCAAUUCCAGCUCCUGAAACUAUUAGACACGAGGGAUGUUGUGUCACAGCCGGCGUUGCUUGAGGAAGCCAAAAGCAAAAAGAUGUUACUUACGCGAGGGAACGGGCCAGCUCGAAAUCAAGCUGGUGAA